This is a messenger RNA of Monomorium pharaonis (pharaoh ant), 1674 nucleotides long. RefSeq names its product protein C1orf43 homolog. Lineage: Eukaryota; Metazoa; Arthropoda; Insecta; Hymenoptera; Formicidae. The record is from RefSeq and is a predicted model, not a curated record. The transcript has 4 exons. Bases 330 to 1058 code for a protein of 242 amino acids.
UGAGUAAAUACUUUACAAAAUUAACAUUUAAUUUUAUAGAUCAUUAAUUUUAACUUAGUUUAAAAAAUCAACUAACCCAACUGUUAAAAAACCUAUUAGUAAUACUCAUAACUGAUAAACUGAUUAAUUCAAUGAUAGGUGAUGCGCGCGAGAUACAACUCUGUGCGUCGAUCAACUGACUGGAGAUUAUUUUAUUCGAAACUUCGAAUGACAGUUUACAUUAUCGUCCUAAGGCGGUAUACGAUUCUCGCGUAAAAAUUUGUGCCCGCUGACAAUUAUUCGCGGAGGCAAGUCGCCUCAAUUAGCCUCAUUGCCUCAAUUGCACGAGAAUGACACAGGAAUUAUCUGGUAUAACCAUAGUGAUAUUUAUAGCAGCGGGCGUUUUGACAGUAUUAUUGCUGUUUAUCUUUGCGAAACGGCAGAUCAUGAGGUUCGCUUUGAGAUCUCGUCGAGGCCCCCACAUUCCUAUAGGACACGACGCAAAAAAGUCCUUCAAAAAGGAAAUAGAGAGGAGAAUAGAAGUGAUACCCAGGAUCCAAUAUGAACCGCAGCUGAUCAGCGACCCUAGGUACAUUUUGACACCUGGGGGACAAGUACCGCCACAUUAUUACAGGCUGAAAGCGGUUGACGAUGUUAAAACCUUAGAGGCAGAGAUCACGAAGUAUGACAAUUGUCUAAAGAGACAUCCCUCAGAGAAUCUGAGGGCAUAUCUGCUCACCACACUUGCCACUCCGUUAAAUGGAAGCGGCCAGCGUUUAAUUCAUCAGUUCUGUGAUUUGUACGAACACGCCAGGCACGACCCCACUGAGUUUGGUGACGAGGAUUAUCAAGUGUACACUCGCCUAUUUCUGAAGUUAAUGGAUGCGGCGCGUUUAUUGAAGUCAUAUCCGAGCAGUAGGAAGUCUAGCCCUAGUCGCACGCCAAUCAAGAAAAGCGUGGAGACAAAGAGAAACAUUCUGGAGCCCAGGAUGCGUCCACCUGAAGAGCAAAUCCUAAUUGGCUCGAGACCCAAUACUUUAACGGUGAUGACGUUAGACAAUAGUGAGACGUCCGUGUAGCAUUAUGAGUGCCGUCACAUACAGCAUAUGUGACGAGAAAAAUUGUAGAUAGAUAUAUGACUCUAAAGUGAGUUUAUAUGAAACUACUGCGCAAAUGGAACGUCCGAUUUAGUUAGGAGUUAUUAAUAAGCAUUUCUACUUUUACUAACAGAUGCACCCGCGAGCUCGCCAUUCUAUUCAAGUUACGUAUCAAACGACAUGUAUUUUGUAUACAACGAGAUACGUUUCUUUUUCUGUGAUUUAUUUUAUAUUUAUAUGAAUUGAUAUUUAUACAAGUUAGCCUUAUAAAAUAGAGUUGUCGCGUUCUUUGCACCGGUAUCGCUUGUAAAAUAUUUUAACAAAUACUGAUCUGUACAUAAGAAAUAACGGUGUUUAGAACUCGCCGAAUUAGAAUAGAACGAAAUUUUUUAAACCGUUUGUUUCGUAUGUAAUUUUCUUUAUAGGUGAUAAUAAUGUUAAUACGUAUCAUACGUUCUCUUCCCCCAAUUGACUAUAAAUAAUUUUAUAAUAUUAAAAUUUACACAUGUUCAGUCGCACAUAGAUCUACAUAUCUCCGAUAGAAUUCAGAAAAACAUUUACUGUCAUUAAAAAAUAAUAGAAAGUUAUUCUUUCCUCC